Molecule: messenger RNA, 701 nt
Organism: Drosophila grimshawi
Lineage: Eukaryota; Metazoa; Arthropoda; Insecta; Diptera; Drosophilidae
Product: mitochondrial inner membrane protease subunit 1
Exons: 2
Coding region: 114-617 (167 amino acids)
Cellular component (GO): membrane; mitochondrial inner membrane peptidase complex
Molecular function (GO): serine-type endopeptidase activity
Source: RefSeq, a predicted model, not a curated record
UUGAUACCAUUUUUGUUUUGGUUUUUUAAAAUGCAUACACCUUGCGCAGCGCAGCCACAAAGCCGCAGCUAUUAAUUAAACAGUGUUCCAGUUCCCGUUCGAGUAGGACAGGAAUGGGCUACACAGUACUAUCGCGAUUGCGCACCCUGGCACGGUAUACAAUCGCCUACGCUUGUAUAACCCACUGUACUUUUGAGUAUGUGGGUGACUUUGUUUUGUGCAAUGGUCCGUCCAUGGAGCCAACGCUCUUUUCGGACAAUGUCCUGCUGACGGAACGCCUAUCGAAAUACUGGCGCAAAUAUAAGUCGGGCGAUAUAAUUAUUGCCGUUUCGCCUGUUAAUGCCAGCCAGUAUAUUUGCAAGCGUAUUGUGGCUGUAUCCGGCGAGAAGAUAACGACACUUAAGCCGCAUCCAAUUGAAGCCGAAUCACAAGCGUCAAAGCAGCCAAGUAAAAUGUCUAUGGUCACGGACUAUGUGCCGCACGGAUGCGUUUGGAUCGAGGGUGAUAAUAAGGGCAACAGUUCCGAUUCACGCUAUUAUGGGCCCAUACCUCUCGGUCUCAUACGCAGUAGGGUCAUCUGUCGCAUUUGGCCGCUCUCAGAGAUAGCGGGCCUAUAAUAGUUACACAUUUCUAGUUGUAAACCUCAUUUUAAUUGUAAAUUGAUGACAGCCAAAUAGAAUAUUUCUUUUAAAAUCGAUAAA